GACACCGGAAGGCACGGAGGUCGCUGCUCCCCCUUGACAGUGGAGGCCGUUGCCAGGACAAGGCGCCCUCUGGCCGUGGGGACGCGAUGGCUGCCGUUCUUCUGAGGCCCAGCGCGGCCCGGGCCGUGUCCUUGUCGUUGUCAGUCCGCGCCCUCGGAGCCGUAGGCGCCCCACACGCGGCAGGAAUUCAUACAGGUUUGCAACACCAGCGGCAGUAUGGUCCGUUGGCUUACAUACUUGGUGAGAGAACCACAAAGAGAUUCACUGAGAAGAGCAAAGUGAUAACUGUGGAUGGCAACUUAUAUUCCGGAAAAGGCGACCUUGCGAAGCGUUUAGCGGAAAAUCUCGGUUUGAAGCACUUUCCUGAAGCCGACGUUCAUUACUCGGAGAAAACCUCCGGGGGUGGAACAGUCCUGAGUCCAGAGCUGGGAGGCAACUGCAGCUUGGAGAAGUUCUACGAUGACCCCAGCAGUAAUGACGGAAAUGCCUACCGCCUGCAGUCCUGGCUCUAUGCUAACCGCCUUCUGCAGUAUUCCGAUGCUCUGGAGCACCUACUGAGCACAGGACAAGGUGUGGUUCUGGAGCGUUCUAUCUUCAGUGACUUUGUCUUUAUGGAGGCGAUGUUCAAGCAGGGCUUCAUCCGGAAACAGUGCGUAGAUCACUACAAUGAAAUCAAACGUCUCACUGCCCCCGGGUAUCUGCCGCCUCACCUGGUUAUCUAUAUUGACGUGCCUGUUCCCGAGGUCCUGAAGAGGAUCCAGGAGAAAGGAAAUGUCCAUGAAAAGAAGAUUACAGAUGCCUACCUCCAGGACAUUGAAAACGCCUACAAGAAGACUUUCCUCCCGGAAAUGAGUAAAAAUUGUGAGAUUUUGCAAUAUACAUCAAAGGAAGCGAAGGAUGUGGAAAAGGUUUUGGAAGACAUUGAAUAUGUCAAGUUCGAUAAGGGCCCUUGGCUGGAGCAGAAUGACCGUUCUCUGCACCACUUGCGUAUGCUGGUCCAGAAUAAAUACGAGGUGUUGAAUUACACGACCGUUCCCAUCUACCUCCCGGAGAUCACCAUUGGCGCUCACCAGUGUGAUCGUCUCUAUCGCCAGUUCAGAGAGCUGAAAGGUCACAAAUACAGUCCAGGCUAUAAUGCAGACGUGGGGGACAAGUGGAUCUGGCUGAAAUGAAGCCUUUCUCCCUUGGAAGAAGCAGCCGGAGUAAUUACAGAGCCCGGACAGUCCAAGAACCAGUCACCAAGGAGAUGAGCCUCCAAUUAUGGGAGAGACAGAGGGAAUGGGCUCCUCUGUGCCCCCCGCGAUGAGGACCGCAGGAGGGGAGCAGCUUUCUUCUAUGACCCCGGGCAGUGUCGGUCUAAGAAACUAAAAACAAAAAACCCAGAAUGUCCCAAACCGGCCAGCAGAGCCAGAAGCACCUUCCUUCCAUUGCCUCGGUCUCUGGCUUCUGUAGGGUGUGUAUUUUGCUUCCUCAUCCUUCCAAGAAAUAAAACCUUUUGUGUGGAA
This is a messenger RNA of Dromiciops gliroides (monito del monte), 1505 nucleotides long. It is a transcript of the gene NDUFA10, whose product is annotated as NADH:ubiquinone oxidoreductase subunit A10. The coding region runs from base 87 to 1172 and encodes 361 amino acids. The transcript is spliced from 10 exons. Gene Ontology annotation, cellular component: cytoplasm. Lineage: Eukaryota; Metazoa; Chordata; Mammalia; Microbiotheria; Microbiotheriidae. The record is from RefSeq and is a predicted model, not a curated record. Gene Ontology annotation, biological process: mitochondrial electron transport, NADH to ubiquinone.